Gossypium raimondii (Peruvian cotton) is the source of this 1934-nucleotide messenger RNA. RefSeq lists its product as uncharacterized. Bases 111 to 1727 code for a protein of 538 amino acids. Gene Ontology annotation, biological process: nucleotide-excision repair, DNA gap filling; DNA replication; DNA synthesis involved in UV-damage excision repair. The transcript is spliced from 8 exons. NCBI's taxonomy places the organism in Eukaryota, Viridiplantae, Streptophyta, Magnoliopsida, Malvales, Malvaceae. The record is from RefSeq and is a predicted model, not a curated record. Gene Ontology annotation, cellular component: nucleus; delta DNA polymerase complex. Gene Ontology annotation, molecular function: DNA-directed DNA polymerase activity.
GUAGCUCUACAAGCAAUGGCGGGAAAACCAGAGCCAUUAUUAGAGGGAAAAUCUCCCAAAUCUGAUUUCAAAACCCUCCCAAGAGAGAAGAAAAAAAGAAGAAGAAGAAAAUGACUCAAAUUGAAACCCUAGGUAUUCUUGAAGAGAUCCAAGCUAUCGUCUCCGAUAAACUUCAAGUCGUAUCCUACAAGUGGUUGAGUCGUAAUUUUCUGGUCUCAUCCAACGUUGCAAAGAGAUUGCUUGCUGAGUUUGUUGAGAAGCAUGGAAGUGGAUUAGAAGUUGUAUAUAGUUUGUCUGGCUGGUUGAAGAACUCUCCAUCAAACUAUCAUAUUCAGCUUGUAACAAGACAUAAACUUUCAGAAGCCAAGCAAGAAUAUGAUGGCAAUUGCAGAGCUGAUGUCUACAGUGUGCAAGUUUGCAUCCCAGAGGACCCAGCUGCAAUUUGGAAUACUGAAUUUCUACAAGCUGAAGAGCUCUUCAAGCAGCCUGCCCCAGUGGAGAAUUGCUUGAGAGAUAAUAGGUUCUGCGGGAUUUCAGCUUCAUUUGUCAAGCGCAAUGUUGAUGGAACUCCCGCAAGGGUUGCUGCUGCACAACCAAAUAAUGCGGGAAUCUCAGGACCAUCCAAACAGAAUUCUUCUCAAACCAACGCAGCUUUACCAUCUCAACAAAAUAAAGUUCUGCAAUCAAGCUCAAAAGUUGCUCAGCAUACUCCCAUUAUGGUAAAAGAUGUCAAAAGUGAUGGUAUUGGUGAAGUCCAUAAUCUGGCCGUCAAGCCUUCUACUGAUAAAAAGAAAACUACCUCCUUGCCUUCUAAUAAAAACAAAGAUCAGAAUGGUAAAAGUUCCACUGGAAAUGGAGGUUCGUUAGUAACUUUAUUGGGUCGUGCGUGUACAAAACCAAAGUGCAGUUCUGUGCCAGAAGUUGGUAGCGAUUCCAUCCAAAAUUUCAAUGGUACUGUGGAUGCACAAAUUUGUGCUCGUGAAGCAGUAGAAGACGAGAACAGUGACCUUGACGCUUAUGAGGUUAAUUUCAGGAGAGCUUCUUAUGGUGAAGGCAAUAAGAAGCGGAGGGUAGUUUUUGAUUUCUCAGAUGAAGAUGAGAAUGAAGAUGCUGUCAAUCUAGCUUCACCUGAUCUCCCUAAAAGGAAAUCACUUUUAGGUUCAGAACAAGAUUCUAAAACUUUGGUUUCAGAGAGGCCCAAUUCAAUUGUAGACAAGCCAAACAAGGAUGAAGUGAAUAUUAAGGAAGAGACAAUGACUGAUGGAGAACCCAAUAGAUCGUUGAGGGAAGAAACUUCACUUGUCAGCAAACGCACAAAUGGUAGAAAUUCUGUGGUUAAGCUUGAGAGCCAGCUUCCUGAAACUGCUCCAAAUAAGAUGGAUGAAGUGACUGAUGCUGCACCCAAUUCACCUAAAAGGAGGAAGGUGAUAAAAACACAUAUCGAUGACCAUGGAAGAGAAGUAAAUGAGGUAGUUUGGGAAGGCGAGGAGACAGAGGUGAAGAAAGUUGAAAAUCAUAUGCCGAAGAAAGUUGGAAGUGGAACAACCAAUGCUGAAGCCAAUACUGUUACAAAUACCACUAACAGGUUAUGGCCUACUGCACCCAAAAGGUCUGCUGUAGGAAGCACUGCACCAUCUAAUCCUGGAGGCAAAGCCGGAAACAAGAAGGCUGGAAAUGCAAAGGAUCCUAAGCAAGGCAACAUUCUGUCUUUCUUUAAAAAGGCUUGAUCACAGUGAAACCAGCAAGCAACUGAGCUGGAAAUGCAUUUUCGCGUAUAUUUUAAUGUAUUAUUAUGAAUAUGUAUACUGCAUGUUCAUGCAGGAUAGUCUGAUAGAAGGCUUCCAUAUAUGAGGGAUUUAACAUGACUAAACGCUGUUUAAUUCUAUUUCUUUACCUUUUGGAAUGAAGAGCAGUGCCUUAAAGAAUUCUUUUUA